This is a messenger RNA of Cladophialophora psammophila CBS 110553, 1974 nucleotides long. RefSeq lists its product as uncharacterized. Gene Ontology annotation, molecular function: zinc ion binding; DNA binding. The coding region runs from base 1 to 1974 and encodes 657 amino acids. The record is from RefSeq and is a predicted model, not a curated record. The transcript has 6 exons. NCBI's taxonomy places the organism in Eukaryota, Fungi, Ascomycota, Eurotiomycetes, Chaetothyriales, Herpotrichiellaceae. Gene Ontology annotation, biological process: DNA-templated transcription.
AUGACAACCAAGCUCUGCAGUCCCAACGCAGGUUGUGCACUAGCACAAUGUCCACCGCAACCCCAAAGGGACAUGUCAAAUGGGGACGUGGAUGCCUUUGCCUCAUGGGGCACAGUUCCGCCCGUCAUCGACGGCCCUUAUCCCUCCUCACUCAGUGCGUCAGCUGGCCUCAGAGGACAGUCAGAAGUCCACCAGCUGCCACCUGAUGGAGAGCAAGGAUUGUCUGGCCAGAGCGCACGCAGGUCCGAUGAGUCGGCGCCUCCUGAGGAGUCUCGCAUUCCAAUACAAGAGCCAGACUCGCCUUCUGUCAUGACGCCCGUAGGAUCGUGCGUUGACUCGGGCAUAGAGCGAAGUCCAAGGUUGGCUAUUGAUUAUGGAUUGGAGAUUAUUUUGUUAAUUCGAGCUCCAGGGCCUGUCUCAUAUCUCUCGAUAUGCUCAGAGCCAGCGGUCGACUGGGUGUCACAACACAUCGGCGCGCCGGAUUUCAGAGCCCUCGCUAGACGACUCACGACCGAUGUUACGCGCAGCGAGAAAUUAGAACGGACCGUGCAGUCGGAGAGAGCACCUGAACCGGACUUCCAGACAGCGUGGAAAUGGACAACGGCAUUUUUUGAGCAGGGAUUGGAUGCCAUCUUCGGACAUAUCCAUCGCCCUGCAUUCGAACAGCGACUGCGUGCCCAGUUUGAAGGCAAGGCUCCUGGGCCUGAUCAAGAUCCUGCCUGGUAUGCGCUACGACAUACGGUUUACGCGUCGGGGUGUAGGAUUACCUUAUCUCUCGGCGUCUACCCAUCCGCCUUCAUCGAGGCCCGCACACAAGCUUGGCGGUAUUUUGAGAACGCUCUGUCAAUGCAUACCGACUUGAUUUAUGGUCGCAGCGGCGUUACCGCCAUUCAAGCGCUUCUGGUUAUGGCCUUUUUCGCCGAAGCUCUUGGGAGCCCUGCCUUGGAGUACAUGCUGCUGUCGAAUGCAGUACGCCUAGCACAGUCCAAGGGAUUGCAUCUCCAGGCGAAGAGAACCUCGCAACUCAGGGAUGAGGACAUUGCACUGCGAAACGUCAUCUGGUGGAAUCUCUAUAUGUAUGACAAGCAUUUGUCAUAUCGCUCUGGUCGGCCCAGCGCCAUCGAUGACGACGAUAUCAGCUGCCCAGUACCAACUUCCGGACUCCCUGGCCAUCAACUUAACAUCGAGUUCUUUCAGAACACCGUCAAACACGCUCAGAUCUCUUCUCUCAUCUUGAAGCGCUUGUCUACUGUAAAGGCGAUGCAACAGAGUCCGCAAGAGAUGCUGGUAGUUGUCCAGGACCUGGACCAGGAGCUUCAAGCCUGGUACGACUCUCUUGCGCCGUGUUUCAAGAGCUGCCCACCCCACAGUGCGAUGAAUUUACCACCAUCCGUACAGCCGCACCAUAUCGUAUUUACCCGUUUCAUCUACAGCGCGUCGCUCAUUGCGAUGCACACUCUGUUCUGCCAUCCUUGGACCCGGCCAGGAUGUGGGAGCAGCACGAAUCCUCGCAUCAUCGCUCAAAGGCAGCGCAGUACUGAUAUUGUGGCCUCUGCAGCCAGAGAAAUCAUCAUGGCUACCCAAGGCUUGAGCGUCUCGGCAGGAUCACCCGUAUGGUUGGCAUUCUACUUCCCACUCGUUGGAUUGAUCAAUUUGUUCCUCCACGUAAUUCAGCACCCAACUCUAUCAACUGCAAACUCGGACAUAUCUUUGAUGGAUGUCAUCGUCGGUCAUUUUGGCUACAUGGAAUAUGCAACUGGAUCCGAGCUUGUUUUCAAGUUUCCUCGAAAGGUCGUGGCGUACGCGAGGGAAGUCGUCAAGCGAGCCAGGAGAACUUCAGUAACCAAGAAUGCCGAACAGCAACCUCCACACCCAAGCAACAUUGCACUGGCUAGGCCCUCAGAACCCUGUCCUGAUUUCCCUUUACCAGAGGUAUGUCCUGAUGCGCAAAUCUGCUUGUUAGUACCCAACUGA